AUGUCUGAGUUCGAAUGGGCUCAGUCUGUCUUGGACGCUGAGGAGCGUCCUAGCUUGGACAAUAUCGCAAAGGCACUCCAGAUUCUUGCUGAUUCCAGCGCUGACCCUGAGUUGAGAUCACGAAUGCAGCAUGUUUCAUUUCAACAGCUGCUCUCGUUGUUUUCUGGGCUUGCGAUGAGUAACGAGCAAGAGCCUAAGGACCCGGCGUUGUGGAGGAACUUGCUUCGCUGCAUCGGCAACAUGAUCGCCGAUAAUGACACUCGUAGAUCUGAGAUGAUUGCGGAUCCGACAUAUCUGAAGACUUUGAACUCGUUCUUGAUAUCUCCUUCAGCCAUACCUGGAAUCACCACGUUGGCAGAUACUACUGUCAAAGUCCUAUUCAACCUAUGCACCGAUUACACUCCUGGCCAAGAAGAGUGCUUUCAACAAAACAUCCAUCAAUCUCUCGUCUACUCCCUCGACACACGCUUUGCUCCUGAAGAUGGUGUCUGGGGUCUUGCUUUGGACCUCACGUGCAUGAUUGUGGAACACAAGCAAAAGUUGAAGCCAACAGAGGACUACCCAAACUUUGCAGAGAAUGCACCUCGGUUACUCAGACUUCCACUUGCAGAAGUGGACGCAACAGCUUUCCUCGAUGCAUUGACACUGGUCGCUGCUCAUCUUCUGGACAAGAAUUUUGUACAAGCUCUGGUGGACCACAAGCAAAUCGAGCAUGUCUGGAAACUGCUGAAACGUACCGAACAUAGGAUGCUCAGCGAUCGCGAAACAGAGGACGAUGAAGAUUACGACGAAAAGCAAUAUUUGCAGUUCCAACUCGUCUUGUCUCAAGGAUUGGCAGAUAUGACUGCUCUACCACUCUACAAUGAAAAGUACGACACUUCCGACACUUUCAUCCAAUCUCUCUACCCGCAAACAAUUCCUGCGGCAGCAGAUCCCACCUUGCGAUCACCCAUUGCUCCAGCAGCCUGCCUGAUACUCGGGAAUCUCGUCAUAUCCGACGAAGCAGCCAUUGCCCUAGCUCCACACGUGCCCAUCAAAGACCUCUUUGCCGAGUUAGGUCGAUCGAAAGACUCUGCUUUCCUGAACGCAGCAUCAGGACUACUUCGUCAUCUCUGCACACCCAUGCAAAACCGCGAACGAUACUUCUCAGACCCCGAAUACUUGCACUCAAUCAAGCACCUCUAUACCGACAUGUCGCUCGAACAAGUACAAAUGGGCGGUCUGGCACUCACACGUCAAAUGCUCGCAAACAUGAAACCAAGGCUAGUGGCCACGCUAUCAGAUGCUAACAAUAAUUUCCUCUCCACACUACUCACCACCUACCAAACCACCACUUCCACAUCGGUAAAACUGGAAAUGUCAAGAUUGGCCGUCAGUUUCUUCCGCACUCUACAGGCAUCUUCAGCUACGGUGUCGGAGAUUGAAUCCGGAGAGGAAGAAGCCACAAAGGCACUUUUCGACACUCCAGUCAAUACAGCCUCGAUCCUUGAUCCUUUGAUCUUCAGUAUCAAGCAUGCAGCUGAACCGGGAGUUAUCGCUAUACAGGCGGAAGCUUGGUUAGGACUCAAUCUUGCUGCUCGCCUGCCUUGUGGUGCAAAUAAAGUCGGCAAUGCUUUCGCUGAAGACGAAGCUUUGUUCGAGAUGUUCGUUUCGCGGUUGGGUGGGCAAGUGUCGCAAGCUGCUGAUGGGGAGGAAGUCAAGGAUUCGAGACCGGAGUGGUUGAAGGAGAAGGAGAGGGACAAUGCUGUGCUUCUGGCUGCGGAGUUGAUCAAAGCUGAGGAUGUGGAGGAAAGCAUCAGGGACAAGUUCAGGACUGCGUUGCGUGAGAGAGAGAUUCGUAUAGGCUAG
Molecule: messenger RNA, 1848 nt
Organism: Aureobasidium namibiae CBS 147.97
Lineage: Eukaryota; Fungi; Ascomycota; Dothideomycetes; Dothideales; Saccotheciaceae
Exons: 3
Coding region: 1-1848 (615 amino acids)
Biological process (GO): positive regulation of GTPase activity
Cellular component (GO): cytosol
Molecular function (GO): guanyl-nucleotide exchange factor activity
Source: RefSeq, a predicted model, not a curated record